This is a messenger RNA of Tripterygium wilfordii, 945 nucleotides long. Its product is annotated as cold-regulated 413 plasma membrane protein 1-like. Bases 100 to 711 code for a protein of 203 amino acids. The transcript has 4 exons. NCBI's taxonomy places the organism in Eukaryota, Viridiplantae, Streptophyta, Magnoliopsida, Celastrales, Celastraceae. Gene Ontology annotation, cellular component: membrane. The record is from RefSeq and is a predicted model, not a curated record.
AUCUUCCUCUCGGUUCAUAAUCCCUGUCUCCGUCUUAGUAAGCAUCGACCGUGUAUUGUUGUUUGGUUGCCAAGAAAAAGAAGAAAGAAUCCGAGAAAAAUGUGGAAAAAGAGUAAUUACUUGAGAAUGAGGAGAGACGAAGAAUCAAGUUACUUGAUCGAUGCGGAUUUUAAAGAGCUGGGUUAUGCUGCCAAGAAGCUCGCAAAUCAUGCUAUCAAGCUUGGUAACUUGGGAUUCGGGACUUCGUUUCUUGAAUGGGUUGCUUCUUUCGCUGCUAUUUAUCUGUUGAUAUUGGAUCGGACAAACUGGAAAACAAACAUUCUCACACAAUUGUUGAUCCCUUACAUUUUCCUUAGCCUGCCUUCAAUCAUCUUUAGCUUAUUCAGGGGUGAGGUAGGGAAAUGGAUUGCUUUAGUCGCCAUCGUCCUACGCCUUUUCUUCCCCCGGCGCUUCCCUGAUUGGUUAGAAAUGCCAGCUGCUUUGAUUAUUCUACUAGUGGUGGCACCCAGUUUGUUUGCAAGCACCUUAAGGAGCAGCUGGGUUGGUGUGGCAAUAUGUCUUGCUAUUGCAUGUUAUUUGCUGCAAGAACACAUCAGAGCUUCUGGUGGUUUCAGGAAUUCAUUCACAAAGGCUCAUGGAAUAUCAAACACAGUAGGCAUAGUCCUCCUGUUGGUCUAUCCUGCUUGGGCACUAAUCAUCGACCUCCUGUGAUCACACCCUCUCAAGCUGUUGCAGAGUUCUAUAUUAUUCUGGUUAUGUAUUUAUUUUGUGUCAAUUAUGACUUGUUUCAUACUCUGAAUUGUUCCCAAUCUUGUGGUUUUUUUUUUUUAAUCAUGAAUUGCAUCUUCUUGUUUGUUUGGUGAGGAGUACUCUCAAGUAUGUAGAGUUUCAUUCAAUUAUGUACUGCUGCUACUGCUGUAAAUGAAAUAAAAAUCUUUGCAUUCA